AAAUCAACCAUUAUAAACACGUGUGUUUCUGUUUACCUCGUUUAACCUCUCAUUUUUUUAAAAAAUGAGAAAAAGUUAUUUGUUUCUAAUAUAAUAUUUAAGAAAAGGUUCAAAACAACUGGUUAAAAAUGUGUGCGGCAAAAUCUGGUUUCAAGAAGAAAAAUGCGAAGAAGCAGAAGAAGCCAAUACAAAAAACAAGGAAGCAAAAACGAAAGGAGAAACGCAUGGAGAAGAAGCAAAGUCGACAUGCUUUCAAUCAAAAUAAAGGCAAGAAAGAAAAUAAUUUUGAUGAGAAUAAAGAAAAGGAUGAGAAAUUAAUCAAGAAUGUUAAGUUUAAAGUAAAAGAUUCAAAUGAUCGUGGAAUUAAAACAGAGGGUAAAGUAAAGAAGAAUGCUGUCGACAAAUUGACGAGAAAACACGAAUUGGAAAAAAAACAGGAAGAAAAGUUAAAAAUGGAAAUGUUAAAACAUAAAAAGAAGCAAAUGCUCGAAUCUGCAAUAGACGAUGACAGAACAAUAAAGCAGGCAGAGAAAUUUUUAAAAAUGAAUAAACGGAAGAAUAAGAAUCUACCGAAAUCAUUUAUAUCGGAUGGUGUCGAUUAUAUUUUGGACAUGUGCGAUGAAGAGAAGAGAAAAAUUGUCGCUGAAACUGAAAAGCAAUUAAUUGGCGUUGAUCCCGAAUUGGAUUUUGAAGAGGACUUUUAUGUCGCUGCUGGAGAAACUCUAAAGAAGAGAAAGAAGAAGAAAAAUUCUGAAGAUUCCGACUGCAUGUCAGAUGAGGAUUUUUCUUCUGAUGAUAACGACUCUAAUAAAAGGAAAAAUAAGAAAUUGAAGGAAAAAAAUAAAUUAGUCGGUGAUGAUAUUAAUUCUGAUGAUUUCGAUGAAGAGGAUGAUACACUGAAUACAAGUGACGAGAAAAACGAGAUGAAUAUUGACACCAGUGACGAGGAAAACGAAGAGGAAAUGAACAGUGAUGAGGAAGACGAAAUGGAAAUGAACACCAGUGACGAGGAAGAUGAAGUGGAAAUGAACAGUGAUGAGGAAGACGAAAUGGAAAUGAACAGUGAUGAAGAAGACGAAAUGGAAAUUAACAGUGAUGAGGAAGACGAAAUGGAAACGAACACCAGUUUUAUGUCAGGUGAUGAUGAUAAUGAUAGUGAUAAUGAUUCUACGAAAGAGGAAAAUUCGAAAAAUUGGGAAGACAUUUAUGGAAGAACAAGAGAUAAAGAUGGUAACGUUCUUUCCAAUCGCUAUGUACCACCGGCAGUUCGUGCCAAAAAUCUCGAGCAAGAUUCUCAAAAUAAUGAGAAAUUAAUUCAAUUAAAAAGGCAAUUAAAAGGUCCUUUAAACAGAUUGACUGAUCGAAACAUGCACACAAUAUCCUCACAGAUUGAAGAAUUGUAUCUACAAAACAGUCGCAACGAUAUGAACGAAAUGUUGACGAAAUUAAUAUUCGAAGCACUGGUACUACCAACAAUGACACCGGAUCGUUUAAUUAUUGAGCACAUGAUGUUAAUUGCAGUUCUUCACGCAAAUGUUGGUUCUGAAGUUGGUUCACAAUUUUUACUGACACUCGUGAAACGAAUUCACGAAUCACUUGCUGACCCAUCGCUGAAAGUUGAGAAUAAACAAUUGGACAAUUCAAUUCUAAUGCUUUCGCAUCUUUAUAAUUUUAAAGUCUGUGGAUCGAAAUUAAUUUACGAAAUUCUCGAAAAAUUAUCGGAGAAAUUCACCGAGAAGGAAAUUGAUUUAAUUCUGUUGGUUUUGAAAAGUGUUGGAUUCCUUUUGAGAAAAGAUGAUCCAAUUAGUUUGAAGGAAUUGAUUGUGGGAUUACAGAAAAAAGCAACUGACACAAAAUACGAAAACUCGAGAGUGAAAUUCAUGUUAGAUAUUUUACUGGCUAUUAAGAAUAAUAAUAUUAACAAAAUUCCUCAAUAUGAUCCUUCAGUCAUGGAGCAUAUGAAGAAACUUAUCAAGACUUUAAUUCGUAAAGGAAACAGUGUUUCACAACUUAAUAUAACUUUGGAUGAUCUUCUUAAUGCUGACGAAAGGGGAAAAUGGUGGAUAGUCGGUGCGGCAUGGACGGGAAAUGCGACAGCAACAAAAUUGGAAAAACAGGAAAAUAACAAGCCGGAAUAUAGUAAAAAAUUGUUAGAAUUAGCGCGGAAGCAACGAAUGAAUACGGACACAAGAAGAAAUAUCUUUUGUAUUCUAAUGUCGGCCGAAGAUUAUUUGGACGCUUUUGAAAAACUUCAUCGACUCAGUUUAAGAGAUGGACAGGAGAAGGAAAUUAUUCACGUUCUCAUGAACUGCUGCCUGCAAGAAAAUAAUUUCAAUCCUUACUAUGCUGUACUCGCGCAAAAAUUUUGCGAUUACGAUAGAAAAUAUCAGAUGACAAUUCAAUACACCCUUUGGGACAAAUUAAAAACCCUCGAUACUUUUAACAAUAAACAAAUCAAGAAUUUGGCACUAUUUCUGACACAUUUAUUUUUACAACGCGGUUUGUCGAUUUCAACAAUGAAGGUCAUACAACUUGAUGAACUUGAUAAACCAAAAAUGAAACUUCUCCGACAAAUUGUACUUGGGAUUUUCAUGCAUGAAAAUUUGGAAAACUGUUUAGCAGUAUUCGAACGAAUAACUCGAUCAGAUAAGUUGAAUUCCUUUAGGGAGGCACUGAGACUAUUUAUAAAUCAGUUUGUCGUGAAGAAUGUCGAUGAAGGUUUAGUAGAAAACGACAAGACAUCGCUUAUUAAAAAACGAAGUGAACUUAUUGAUAGAAUAUUGAUAACUCGACAUUCAAGAACCGUUUUUUAAUUUACCUGAGAGUAAAUUUUUAUUAAACGAAAUUAAGGGGAUGAUACAUCGAUAUUUUUAACUACAUCAAGAAAAUAAUUUAAAUAUUUCACAAAAUUAUUUUUAAAGUAAUUUUUUCUAAGGAAUCAUAAAAAGGAAAAUAGGUCAGAAAAUAUUUUGAUUCUUUUUGAAUUUUUGUUUUUCUUAAUUA
This is a messenger RNA of Leptopilina heterotoma, 3003 nucleotides long. RefSeq names its product nucleolar MIF4G domain-containing protein 1 homolog. Gene Ontology annotation, molecular function: protein binding; RNA binding. The record is from RefSeq and is a predicted model, not a curated record. Gene Ontology annotation, cellular component: nucleolus. NCBI's taxonomy places the organism in Eukaryota, Metazoa, Arthropoda, Insecta, Hymenoptera, Figitidae. The coding region runs from base 129 to 2813 and encodes 894 amino acids. Gene Ontology annotation, biological process: ribosomal small subunit biogenesis. The transcript has 8 exons.